Lasiodiplodia theobromae is the source of this 759-nucleotide messenger RNA. Its product is annotated as MSS4 domain containing protein. The coding region runs from base 1 to 759 and encodes 252 amino acids. The record is from RefSeq and is a predicted model, not a curated record. Lineage: Eukaryota; Fungi; Ascomycota; Dothideomycetes; Botryosphaeriales; Botryosphaeriaceae. The transcript is spliced from 2 exons.
AUGGAGCGCACACUCCAGGGCUCCUGUGCCUGCGGACGCAACCACUACGUCGUCCAAGUCCCUCCCGCAUCUGAUCAACUCGCCUCCGUUCUCUUCGACAGCAGCCUCCGAACCCGCCGCCACCAAGGCACGCCCUUCAGCGCCUUCCUCCGCGUGCCCCUUAGCUGGUACCGCUCAUCCGCCGAGCCGCUGUUCCCGGACGAGCCGCUCUCCCUCAUCCGCCGCACCUUCUACGAGCCGCAAUCGACACUGCCAGCCACGACGACGCUGCCCGGCCUCCGCCGCCAGUUCUGCGGCUUCUGCGGCACCCCGCUGACAUCAUGGCACGAGCGCACGCGCGAAGACGCCGAUUUCAUCUCGCUGACGCUGGGCAGCCUGCGCGAGCAGGACGUGCACGAGCUGGAAGAUAUGGGUUUGUUCCACGGGGACGCUUCGUCGGAUGAAGGAGGAGUCAUGUCGGUGCCGACGAGCAGGGCUGUGACGCCGCCGUCGGUUGCUGGAGGCGCGCAGAGCCAGCAGCAAGCGAGAAUGACAAGAGAGGUUUUUGGGCCGUUGCAGGUCACGCCGGGUCGGGGUGCGCCGUGGUUUGAGCGGUUGGUGGAGAACAGUCGUCUGGGGAAGAUUAACAGGACGCGCGGGGGUUAUGCGUCCGAGGAUGGUUCGUAUCGUGAGGAGUGGGAAGUGGUGGAGUUCACCAAUGAUGAGGGCGAUCCGAUGGAUACCACCGUCACGACCGGAAAGAGGAAGCUGUCUUCGUGA